AUGGCGGAGCUGCAGAUGCUGCUGGAGGUGGAGAUCCCUGCGGGGAGAACCGCCCUGCUGGACGGAUUCAACAACCUGCUGACGGUCGCUGAAUACUGCGAGAACAACUAUGUCCAGUCCACAGACAAGCAGCGAGCGCUGGAGGAGACCAAGAGCUACACAACCCAGUCUCUGGCCAGCGUGGCCUACCUCAUCAACACGCUGGCCAACAACGUGCUGCAGAUGCUGGACAUCCAGGCCUCACAGCUGCGCUGCAUGGAGAGCUCCGUCAACCACAUCUCACAGACCGUUGACGUCCACAAAGAGAAGGUGGCGCGGCGGGAGAUCGGCAUCUUGACCACCAACAAGAACACCUGCCGCGCGCAUAAGAUUGUCGCUCAGUCCAAUCCCGAGAGGCCGGUGCGCUACGUCAGGAAGCCAAUCGACUACGGCGUCCUGGACGACAUCGGACACGGAGUCAAGUGGUUGUUGAGGUUCAAGGUAAGGACACAGAACAUGAAAUUCGGAAGUCUGUCCCGGACCACCCCCCCCUCCCAGAAACCACCCAGUCCUCCAAGGACAGGCAGAGUCGUCUUUGGGAAGAGCUCCCCCUACAGGACCUUGGAGCCAGUGUGCCCCCCAGUGGUGCCCAACCAUUAUGUAUCCAGCCCCACCAGAAACAGUAUGGCCCCUGGGCAGAAUCCCAGUCCGGCUCGCACCGCCACCCUCAACCAUCGACCCCGAACCUUCAGUAGUGUGUCUGUGUGUGUGCGGUUGUGUAGUGGCAGCAGUGGCGGCAGUCACCUCAGCAGCAGCAGCCGAAGCAGCAGCAGAGAAAACAGUGGCAGCGGCUGGGGGGGCGUUCCCAUUGCCGUGCCGACGCCCUCCCCACCCUCCACCUUCCCAGGUAACACACACACACACACACACCUAUACACAGACACACACACAUCAUCUCCUCCUCCACCGCUCCUAACUCCUCCCCCUCCCCGACUCCGUCCGAUGGUCCCUCAGUUCUACAGCAUGAACCGACCUCAGCCACGACACCAGACUGCACAGGUGGGCGGGUCGCUGCCUUACCGCCGCCCCCCCUCUGUGACGGACCAGCCCAUCAUAACAGAGAACCAUGUCAACGGGGGUCCCUGCUACAACCCAAGCCCAGUUUCAGACGCCCCUCCGGCUCCGGCUGCUGAGAGCCAAUCAUGGCCUGAGGAGCUCCUGCCGAGUCCUCAGCCAAUGGAAGACGGACAUGAGGAGGACUCGGCAGUGGUGGAGUACAGCGACCCGUACACUGAAGAAGACCCUGCGUGGGCCCCAGGAAGCUACCUGGAGAAAGUGGUGGCCAUCUAUGACUACACAGCUGACAAGGAGGACGAGCUAUCGUUCCAGGAAGGAGGGAUCAUCUACGUGGUGAAGAAGAACGAGGACGGGUGGUUCGAAGGGGUGAUGAACGCCACCACCGGCCUCUUCCCCGGAAACUACGUGGAGUCCAUCAUGCACUACGCGGACUGAGGAGAGAGGAGAAGAGCGUCUGUCGUCCGGUUCAGUCCUGAAGAGAAUUAUCAUUUUUUGUUUUUCGGCUCCUUUUGAUCCACAAUCACAAGCAGAUGGAAGUUGUUGAGAAAAGUCAGAUGUGUCUCCAGCUGCUGUGGAGACGCUGAGUCCACGUCUCCAGAUGUUCGCACCGAUCUGACCUGCAGGAGUCGCGUUAGAACAAGAAGCAUCAACUUAAUGUUGUUAGAAGUUUUUAAAUUGAGUUUUAUUGUGAUCACAUCAAGUUCAUUCAGAGAUGGUGUCGCAUCUAAUUUAUUGCUUGAAAUCACAAAAUAGUUUUCUUUAAGCAGCUAUGUCUGUGCAAUCAGUUCAUAUCUAACGUAAGCAUUAGAAGCUGUUUAUUAGAAAUUCUGUUAAAAAAGUUCUGUCUCUUCUCCGCUUCUCUCACUUCUUUGCUUCUUCUGAGGUUAGCAUGCUAACCACAGAUUGAAACACUGAAACCCAACUUUUCUGUUUGGCUCAAAACACUUUGGAUUCCGGCUUCUGGCCUUUUCUUGUUUUGGGAGUAAUUGGACCAGUUUCCUGUUGAGCUGUAGCAGAGCUCGGGUCUCAUUCUGAAACGUACACGCAAAGGUUGGAUAUCCUGGUGUAAAGUGGGCGUGUGGAGGAUUCACAACAUGGCCACACGUUUCCAGGUGAACUGUGAUUUAUUAAGUUGUGUUCAGGUCAUUUCCGGCUUUUGUGCGCAUGUACACUUUUAGUAUGAAUCCCCCGCACUGUUUGAUAAAUGAGACUCCUGGAGUUUCUGCUGAAGCUUCUUCAUUUCAGGAUUUAUAAGUUGCUGCCACACGGAUACAUCACGCCAACGUGAAUAAAUAAUACAUAAUAUUAAGGUAAAUUUAAAUUAAUAAUUGAGAUAAAAAGCCAGAAUAGCGGCGGGAUUUUUUUAUAGGACCAGGAAGCUUGAAUAUGUACGACACAAACUUAUCGAUACCACAAAAAUAAAAACUGCCACAUAGAAUGAAAUCUGUGGUUAAGUUCUAUUCACAUCCACACUCUUUCUUCUCACAUGAGAAUUGACUACAUGCACACAAAAAGUUUUUGUUAUCGAUUUUAUUAUAUCUUUAAAUAGAGAAAUGUGUCUCAAACAGCUCAUGUACAAUAUAAACAAAUUGUAUCUUCAGCACUCACACCUGAACUGGAGUUUCCUGGAGGACGAGGCUGAGGUCACAUCCUCCUGUUGGAGCUCAUCUUCCGGUCCUGCUUCUGACCUGGGACAUUAUGUGGUUGGAUUUCUUGAUCAGGGCCAGCUGAGCUUUUCCAUCUUUAACCUGAGUCCUCAAAAAACGCAACUCUGUGUGCAGCUCGUUGAUUUCUUUAAUCAUAGACACGUUCUCCUUGUUUAUCCUGGUGUAGAUUUUCUGAUGUUCCUCAGCAGAUUUAGCCAGCUUCAUCUUGAGACUGUUGAUGGUCCUCUCGAGGCAAUCCCGCUGUCGAUAUACGGCCCUGUGAGCAUCUCUGUCUACGUUGCUUAUCUCCUGCCGUUCAGUGUGCGAUACGUAGCGGGCGUAGAUCCUCAGCAGGCUGUCCUUCAGUUUCUUCGGCUCUUGGAUGAGGUCGACACAGUUAUGGAGGUCUGACUUGAGCCGCUGAAGGUGUGUCUCCAGAUUUCUAAUUUUCUGAAUCUCAUUGUGCAGCUCUGUCCCUUCUGCUUUUAGCUUGAGCCUCAGGUCGGCCGUGAUCAGUGUCAGAUUGUUGUAGUUGUUGCCCGUUUGCCUCAGCUUCUCCUGCAGCUGUCCGAUACUCUCCCUUUUCUCCCUGAUCUCGUCUUGUUGAGGCUCGAACUGCUUCUUCAACUCGCUAAACUUCAACUCAUGAAUAAACCUCAAACCCUCCAGUUCUUGGUUCUUCUGAUUCAAGCCUAAGAUCGUGCUGUCCUUUUCCUGGCUGGUCUUUUCGUACUGCUCCUUCAGGUCCUCGAUCUCACUCUGCUGUGAGCGGGACAAUCCCAUCAGCUGCUGCUUCUCCUGCUUCAACAGGAACAUCUCUGUGCUCGUCUCAUCAAAAUGCUUCUGAAAUGUUGAGAACCUUCGAGUCAUGAUGGUCAUUUCCGCCUUCAGUUUUAUGUUUGUCUCUUUUUCUGUUUGCAGCUUCUUCUCAGUCCUGAGUUUGAUCUCGUGGAUCUUCUUCACCUCGUCUUCCUCUGCAUGCUUCAUGAUCUCUUUAAAGUCAUGGGUCUGCUGCUCUGCCUCCUCCAGACACCGAUCCAGCUGCUGAGUCUUCUCCUGCAGCUUGGCCUCGCUGGCCUGAAUCAGCUUCUCCAGGGUUUGAAUUUUGUCGUCUGUGGACUCGAGCUGCAUCUCGUCUUCAUCCUGCAUCUCGUCUUCAUCCUGCACUCCCUGACACUGACGCUGAGCCGUGCACACGUUCUGAGCGUCAGUCGUUUCAGCAGCAGGCGACGGUUUCUGUGCCCGAGGAAGCUGCUCAGUGUCGUCUCUCAGGUUAUCCGACUCUCUUCUCUUCCCCAGAGGCCGGGUCUGCAUCUUCUUAAUCUCGGCUGAAAGAAACUUAUUCUGGUGUGAUAGAAAGGUCUUGUCUUCAGUCUCAGUCUCCAGCCUGGUCGUGAGCUCUCGGACCUUCUUAUCCUGACAGGCGAGAGCUUUUUUCAUUUGCCGGAGCUCAGCUUUCAACGCCUUCAUGUUACCAUUAGGCCAAUUUGUCUUCGUGAUCACCAUGGUGGAUCACUAUCACUACCGGUCUGUGUUUCUGAGAACUGCUGAGCUGCUGAAUCUCCUGUUUGUUUUCAUGGAGCUGGAAACUCAAGUCCAGGUGAACCUCGAACCUUCGAUCAUUUUGAAACUCGUUGAGGUGACUUUGAUUUGGAGACGUCUUUGAUGGAGCCUUUGAUUUCUCACUUUGUGAUUGGUUCCCUUUGAUCUGCUGAGCAGGGGACAACCCCUUCCGGAGCGACUCAGGUUUAAGUGCCUUGCUCAGUGGCAAAAUGACAACAGCCAUAGGGAUUGAACUUACUUCUAUUCCAUUUGGAAACCCAGAUCCCUAGACCACCACCUGGCUAACCUUUAACUUCCUGUUACAUCACAGGUCAAACAGAAAAUGAUAUGAAUUUAUGUUUCUUCUCUUGAAAUAAAUUAUAAGGCCCCGAAAACUUGCAGGAGCCAGAACAUACACAGUGUACAGCUGUAAAUGUCCAUUCAAACAUAAAGAGAUUCAUCCUAUAUUCUCAUUAAAUGUUUAGAAAGUUAAGAACACACUGAUGUGAUGCCCCUCCUUGAAAACAAACAGAAAUCAGAGUUAAUGGAUGAACGUGUGGCAAAGUGCAGUACUGCAGCUGAAGAGAACCAAGUGUCUGGGUGGAUGCUGAUUGGUCGUCAGCUCUGCAGAACAGAAACUUCUUGAGCUUCGUGUUGGAUUGUUUUUAUAAAUGAAGUUUUUUCUUUUGUCCAAGAUGUCAAAUUUAUUGUGUGAAUGAAACCAAAGUAAAAAUAUCAAUAGCAGUUCAGUCAGAAUGUUUUUCCUUUCGUGAUGAAACUCAAACAUUAACACAUCAGUUGAAGGUGACUCACAUCCCACUGCCUCCCUCAGUGACCUAUUGAUUAAUAACUAACAUUUAUUUAAACACAGUCGAGCCUUUUUAUUUUCCUGCCUCAGCGUGUCGUGAAGUGCAGCUCAACCCCCCCCCCCCGGUGGACAUGUCGGACCUGAUGCCAGUGCUGAGGUUUACAGUGUUUGCCUGCAUGAUGAUAUUUAACUGACUUUUCAUCCUCUGCAUUUAUUCUUUUUAUACUUUGACCAAGAUGCUUUAAUGUUUGAAGUGGAGGUGUUGAGGAUUGUGGUUGUUGUGGCCAUUUAAGAUAGGAGAUAUUUUUGUGCCAUAAUUGUGUGUGCGCGUGUGUGUGUCUGUGAGAACCUGACCCAAAUCUUCCCUUGUGGACUCUUGUUGACUGAGGUGAACAUGGUCUUUGCUUUGUGUGAACUUUCCCUUUAACCGAUGUGGACUCGUGUUGGUUUGGAGGUUGAAUCUCACCAGGACCAGAAAUAAUGAGUUUCAUCCUGAAAAACUGUUUUACUUCAGUUGUCAAACACCAACAUUUAUUUGUUUUCAGGGUGAAUGUGAGUUUAAAAAAGUACUUACAAUUACUUCGUAGAAGAAAGAAAAACUCGAGGAAAUGUGAAAAGACAGUUUCUCCUUCAGUUAUGUUAACGCUAUCUGCUGUUUAUGAUAUUACGUAAAAUGUAAGUAUUUAAUGAUUGAAAGAAGUGAUGUUCAACUGGAGUUUUGUUUAGUGUUUGUACAUAAACAUGUUUGUAUCUCAGUCGAGCUCAGAUCUCCAUCAACAGUUCAUUAAAGCAACAUCGUGUCCUGGUACAGAA
Messenger RNA from Pleuronectes platessa (European plaice), 5865 nucleotides. Its product is annotated as abl interactor 2. The coding region runs from base 1 to 1491 and encodes 496 amino acids. The transcript is spliced from 11 exons. Gene Ontology annotation, cellular component: lamellipodium. The record is from RefSeq and is a predicted model, not a curated record. Gene Ontology annotation, molecular function: SH3 domain binding. NCBI's taxonomy places the organism in Eukaryota, Metazoa, Chordata, Actinopteri, Pleuronectiformes, Pleuronectidae.